This is a messenger RNA of Chenopodium quinoa (quinoa), 2544 nucleotides long. Its product is annotated as transcription factor CYCLOIDEA-like. Gene Ontology annotation, molecular function: DNA-binding transcription factor activity; sequence-specific DNA binding. The transcript is spliced from 2 exons. NCBI's taxonomy places the organism in Eukaryota, Viridiplantae, Streptophyta, Magnoliopsida, Caryophyllales, Amaranthaceae. The record is from RefSeq and is a predicted model, not a curated record. Bases 1334 to 2413 code for a protein of 359 amino acids. Gene Ontology annotation, cellular component: nucleus. Gene Ontology annotation, biological process: regulation of secondary shoot formation.
UUUGAAAUAAAUAUGGCCAUAUGGGGUAUAAUGUAUUUGUAGAUAAUUAUUAAUACUCCAUAAGGUAAAUAUGUGUUAUGUCCUUAUCAAUGAUAUGAUGGACUCUAAUAGAAUACGUGUUUUGUGUGUCUAUUUCAUGUUAGCAAAAAGGCUUGAUAGGUUGAGUCCAUUAAACGGCAUAAUUUUACAAUCAAUUCAACCACCACAACUCCCUAAUAAUGUAUGCAACACCAAUAAGUCAACAAACCCACUUGAAAUUCUAUCUGAAUGAAGAACAAUGUACCACCACAACCAUCCAAGGUACUGCCAAAUUUCGCACCACAACCCUCUCAAGUACUGCAUACAUUAAUACAAAUACGAGAUUGGACUAUUUUGUUGAUCCUCGAUUGAUCAUGUAUCGCGACCACAAGCCAGAGUAAUUAUUGUUGGAUAUAGGCUGGUAAGAAAGCAUUGAAAAGUUGUGGGGAUGGUGGAGUUUGGGUGUCAAAAUCCAUCUCAAAGAUAGUCAUUUGACUCCCACGUGAAGAGGCCCUUGAAGACACAAACACUAAAUGUUAUCAUCCACACACUUAGUCACUUCAAUUCAUAAAACAAAGAACACUAUUGUAUGUUUUAAGUUCUGGCCAUAUUGUCUUUGUUGUAUUGGUCUUCAAUUCAUUCCCCACCCUUUAAUUUCCUUUUCAUGGUUGCUGCUACACAACUCAAACACAACCAUCCAACUUUUUCCUUCCUAAAAAAAGAGAUGUGACACUAGCCUAGCAUCUUACCUUUAAUUUCCUUCAUUAUAUCUUCCUUCCUUCAUCUUCUCAUCAUCAUUCCCAUCAUCUAUUCCCCCUCUUUCCUUUUACCUUUCUAAAGCUUAUUGUCGCGUCUCUUUCGAGCUCCCCCACCCCACUUCAAUUAUUCCCAUUAUUAUGGUGUAAGGUAGGUCAAUUAGCAAAUUUUAUCUCUUAUCCAUCUUUCUUAAUCACAUAGAUUAAGUGUACAUAUAUGGUAUUAAUUAGUUUUUUUUAUAACUUGUCUUUGUCAUUGAACAACAUAUGGCACAUGUGUAUGUUAGUGUUGUACUCCAUAACAUCUCCAUUAUCUCAAGCUUUGUAGUUGAUUCUUUGUUUGCAGAAAAGUAGAUUGAAAAAGACGGAUCGAACGAGCUUAUAACAACUUUGCUUGAUGCUACAAGGCACUUGAAAAGAAUUGCUCUACUUAAAAAAGUCUUCUCCUAAUUUCUUUUGAGAGUUCCCUUUCAAAUAGCUCUCAGUGUUUCUUUUUAGUUCUUGCCUUGUGUGAUAAUAACGCAUAGAAUAGUAUAGUUUAGUCUUUACACCCAAUAAUAAUGUUGAACUCCUCUACUUUGAGCAAUAAUAAUAUUACAACUACUUGUACUACUAGUCCCAUUCUUUAUGUGGACAAUAUAUUGAGCUACCUUAUUGAUGAUUCAAACCCGAAUUCCAAGCAAGAUGAUCAUUAUUCAUCUAAUCAUUACUCUACAUCUUACUAUCACUUGCCUUCUCCUUUGAUUUACAAUGAAAUCGACGAUUUUGUUAUCAACCAUGACCUUGAAUUCAUCCAACAAUCCUUCUUAGCUAACAAUAGCUCUAUUUUGACCGACGAUUCCUCCAUCUUGGAAGUUGAUCAUAGCAAGGUAGUGGAUGAUUCAUCAAACAAGGGUGAUGAGGUCAAUGGAAUAGUAGAAGAUAAUGAAAUGAAUAACCACACCAUAAGCUCUAAUAAGAAUGCUAUUAGUCACGGCGGUUUGAUGAAGAGGAAGAGAACUUCCAAUAAGGAUAGGCAUAGCAAGAUUAGGACGGCUCAUGGUUUAAGAGAUAGGAGAAUGAGACUCUCCCUUCAAGUUGCUCGCCCUUUCUUCAAGUUGCAAGACAUGUUAGGCUUUGAUAAGGCUAGUAGAACCGUCGAGUGGUUGUUGAUACAAUCUAAGUCAUCCAUCGAAGAGCUCGUUCAAAGCAAGCAUGGAAGCCCAAGUGGUGUGACUACUAAGUGCACCACCAUAUCCUCAACCUCGGAUGAUUGUGAAGUGGAUUCGACAAUAGUCGAAGAGGAAAGAAUAGGGUGUUCUAAGGAGAAGAGAGGGUUGUCAUCAUGUGCUAGAAAAGAUGAAGUUAUUAAGAAGAGAAAGAGAACAACAAAAGAGGAAAGAAAAGUUGCAAGAGAAAGGGCAAAGAAAAGAACAUUAGAGAGAAAGCAAAGUAGAGAACAAGUUAAUUACACUAAUACAAGUAUCAUUAAGGAAGGAAACAAUGAUUAUUUUGAAGUUAGAGGUGAUAAUCUUACAGGAAAUUGGAGUCCUUUAACAACAACUUUAAACUAUCAGCCAAGUUUUGAAGUUUGUCAUCAAAGUGCUCCAAGCUACACGAUUUCGACACAACGGAACAUGGUGGAAGGCCCACAGCAGUAACGAACACAAUGGUUGUAUGUCGUCCUAGCUAGCUAGCUAAAAUGGUGUAUGUUUUUAUCUCUUCCAAUUACCAUUGUUGUCCCCUCGAAUUUGAAUUCGCCAAGGUUUAUAGUACAGGGAUAAUUCACUUC